AUCUGCUUCAAAGUACAGGUUGACAAGACAGAAGCAGAGCAGAACUUUAUGGCACAACAGAGAAUUUCAAGUGGGAAAUACAAUGUCUGACAAUAGCAAGAUGAGCAUCAAUCUCCUCCUGCUUGGAAGAACACAAAGUGGGAAAAGUGCAGCAGGAAACACUCUUCUGGGAAGCACAGACUUUGCCAGUUUUCUUUCCCCAUGCUCUGUGACUACAGCCUGUCACCUAGGUCGCAGCUGUAACAUUUCAGGUUUUGGCCGUCAGCAAGGAAGAGCACUAACUGUGCAAGUCCGUGUCCUGGACACUCCUGGAUAUCCUCACAGCAGCCUGAGCAAAGAGCAGAUCCAGAAAGACAUAAAAGAUGGUCUAGCCCAGCACUUUGGAGAGGAAGGUCUGCACUUGGCACUUUUGAUUCUGAGAGCUGAUGUUGUACUAUGUGAAGAAGAGGAAAUUUCCACCAUACAACUGAUUGAGGAACUCCUUGGGCCUAAUUGGAAGACUUACACAGUCAUUUUAUUUACUCAUGCAGACCAGAUUGAAAAGUCAUCAUUUACUAUAGACAAAUAUUUGCAUAGUGCCUCAGACACACUACAUAAAGUAAUGCAAUUAGUUCAGCAAAAAUGCAUUUUUAUUGACAAUCAUGCCAGAUUUCUAAAACAUGAAAACCUAAAAGCUUUAAGAAAAAUUAUGGAGUUUCUAAAACAAAACAAUUUCCAGACCCUUCAUGUGAAAUAAACAAUGCUAUACAUUUAAAUAACUUAUAAUUUCCAAAUUCUGAAUUCUUUGCUGCUUUUAUAAUUCACUCUUUUGGGGGCAUGAUGGCUCAACAGUUAAAGAUGCUGAGUUUGUCAGCUGGAAGGCUGACCUCCAGGGUUUGAGAUCCAAGCGUCGCACAAUGGAGUGAGCUCCCGAUUCCUGCUGCAGUUCCUGUUCACCUAGCAGUUCAAAAGCAUGUGAGUAGUUUAAUAGGUACCAUUUCAGUGGGAAGAUAACAGUGUUCCGUGUACCUUUGGCAUAUAGCCAUGAUGGACACAUGACCACGGAAAUAUCUUCGGACAACACUGGCUUUCUCUGCCAAGAAAUGGAGAUAAGCACUCACCUUAGAAUUGGACAUGACUGGAUAGAAAAACCUUUACUUUUGAAGUAUUUUUAAAAUUCUUUAGGCAGACAUUUUACAUUUCUAUUACUGAAUAUAACUAGAAUGAAGAACAAAAUUGAAACUAUCCUUAAGAGUUAAUACAGUUAGCUAAAGAGAUAGUGUUUAAUAUUUUGAUUAUUAAAUUAUGGCAGACUGAAAAAAAGUUUGGUUCCUGCUAUCAGCUUUUUUUCCCAGUUCUGUUGCUCAAUCUUAUCAUGAUUACAUUUUAGCAGUAAGAAAAGGUAUUUAAUUUAAACUUUUAAAUUUUAAAUGCUGCAUAAAAUAAUUCACAAUCAUGCAUAAUAAUGCCAAUAUGCCAUCCACUCAACAACAAUCACCGAAUUCACCAAAGCAUUUAAGAAGAAAAGGAGAUUAGAAACAAACAUAUUUGGGAUACAUAGUUAUUUUUUCAGAUUCAAUUUCCACAGUAUCAGAUUGCAGUAUACUAUUGAAAACUACUUAUUUUGCUUAUUUUCACCAAGUAUAUCCAGGAUCAAGUAUAAAUUUCAUAUACUCAAUUCUCAAGGUGGUUUUAAAAUACCUAUACUUUGUGUACUAGGCCUAUAUUUCCAGAAAAUAAUAUAUUUUCAAUACAUUAAAAAUAUUUUAAUAUUAGCUAAUACUGAUGCAUUGAUAACAUCACACUAGAUAUAAAAUAUACACCUUGAUCUCCUUUAUUUCUGAACUACCAGUUUGUGCUGAUGCUGAUUAAUGAAACUUGCCUUGUUUGUUUAGUACUACUACAAGAAUGUUUUUGGGAACAGUAGAGAGGGUGUUUCACUUCAAGCCUGUGUAGCUUAUUUGGCAAAUAUGAUGGAAUCAAUAUCUGCCUUUUAUGUAACUCAGAUAGAAUCCAGUAAGGAGCUCGGGAAUUCAUGAGAAAAUAAAUUGUAACCUACAGCCGUUUUAGAAACUUUAAGGAAUGUUUCCUUCUAUUUUGAAGAAGGCAUUGGUGCACCUCACUUGAAAAUACUGUAUCUCUUGAUCCAACCACAUUGUACAACUUCUGUUCAGAUUCCAAUCUCUACUUUUAAAUGAAAACUUUAUAGAAUGUGGGAGGUUAGUUGCAGAGAGCCCUUGGAAUGAAAUGCAUUACUUUGAUAGCUUUUAAUCUACUUCCAAGCCUGGUGUGGGACUGAAACUGAAUUGUUCACCUUGAUGGAUAACUUUGGUUGGACUAAAUAGUCCUUCUGGUCAUAUCAGAUCUGUCAGUUGCAUUCAGUAACACUGUAUCCUAGAGUUCCUGUGAGGGUUGUGGUUCCAUGCAGCAACACUGUGAGAUGCGCCAUCAAACGUGGGCUGGCACAAGAUUCAACUAUGCUAGUUGAACCACACUAUUUUCAUAUAUGUAUGAAACUGGCGGCAGAGAUAAUCCUUAGUUCAUGAAGAGGUAUUGUCAUUAUACCCAACUACAUUUAACCUUUGGAAGCCAAGCAGGAAACACACUGGACAUUCAGUCAGAAUGUGGAAACUAUGAGGGAGGAGUAAAGAUGAAAUAGACUGAAAUUUGAACACCCAAAAAGAAGAGUCACUAAGUCACAGUAAGCAUCUGAUUCAAUAUCAGUUCCUACUCUGAAUCUUCAUAAGGCGUGUUAUGAAUACAAUUCAAAGUUCUGGUUUUCUUCUACAAACCCUCUAUUGAGAUCAAGUUGAGAUUGUUUUCACAAAUAGUAUCUACUUGCCUUGUGUCUUCAGUAUGGAAGGAGAUGCUUCAGAGCCCUCCUGCUCAAUAGGUAAGGACUGAGAGUGGAGAUAAAGCUUGUGGGCAGAAUAACCAACCUUUAGAUGACUGAAUAGUGUUCCUAUUUUGUUAGUUUUUAAGAAGGCACCAAAAAUGAAAUAUUCUUUACAUGCAUAUGGAGUUAAAGUGCUAUCUCACAGAGCUGCUAUUAAAGUGGUUUUCAAUUUUAAUGUUCAGUAACUUUUUAGUACAUUUCCCUUUCAGUGGUUUAAAUGGAUUUUAAUGAUAGACAACAUAUUCUAUCUAUUUCUCUAUAAUUCUUUUCACAGGGCACCCAAUCAUGAAAUUCAUCUAUUAUUUAUACAGUUUCCGUUUUUUCUCUGGACCAUUUUUCUGAGCUAUGUAUUGUUACAAUCAUUUGAACUAGAGUAUUAAUAUAUUACUGUAAUAAAUUUCACUACAACCUGACAAUUACUUAAUUUUCAUCCAUUAGCAACAUUUGAGUUUGGGAGGGAGGGAUCCUAGUUCCAAACUAGUUUCCAACCCCGCUUAUAGAUACCACAAAAUGAACUGAUGGGUAUGGGCAUGCAUACAUUCUCUACCAUUUAUCUGUGGCCCUAAUUUUUUUUUUUUUCAGUUUUAUACAGGAAUGAAAGUUUGUAUUUUUGGUAUAUGUUUUCCUCAAGCCUGACUCUAUAACUCAUAGAUUUGCUCAGUUUUCUCACCACAGUACAGAAGUUGUUUGUCAUUCCCUUCUUUCAGAAACUUUCUUCAACUUCCUUAUCUGGUGUCUAUCUUUGGU
Molecule: messenger RNA, 3622 nt
Organism: Crotalus tigris (Tiger rattlesnake)
Lineage: Eukaryota; Metazoa; Chordata; Lepidosauria; Squamata; Viperidae
Gene: GIMD1
Product: GIMAP family P-loop NTPase domain containing 1
Exons: 3
Coding region: 83-736 (217 amino acids)
Molecular function (GO): GTP binding
Source: RefSeq, a predicted model, not a curated record